Cyphellophora europaea CBS 101466 is the source of this 1791-nucleotide messenger RNA. Its product is annotated as glutamate-tRNA ligase. The transcript is spliced from 2 exons. The record is from RefSeq and is a predicted model, not a curated record. The coding region runs from base 1 to 1791 and encodes 596 amino acids. Gene Ontology annotation, biological process: glutamyl-tRNA aminoacylation. Gene Ontology annotation, molecular function: zinc ion binding; glutamate-tRNA ligase activity; ATP binding. NCBI's taxonomy places the organism in Eukaryota, Fungi, Ascomycota, Eurotiomycetes, Chaetothyriales, Cyphellophoraceae.
AUGCAGCCUGUGACGCGCAUUGGUGCUAGGUUUACGACCUGGACAUGCAAAUCGUGUCGUGAUGCCCUGCGAGGACAGCACCAUGCGGCGCGACCGAACGUGCCAUCAAGAUUCUUCGCUUCGACCCGGAAAUUGAAUCGCGGCAACCUGCCUGACUCCCCUGCUCGAACACGGUUCGCACCGAGCCCGACUGGAAAUCUGCAUCUGGGGUCUAUCCGGACUGCUUUGUUCAACUAUCUCCUAGCCCGCAAGACGAAGGGUCAGUUCCUGCUCCGUCUUGAGGACACGGAUCAAAAGAGGACAAUACCGGGUGCUGAAGAGAGGCUGUACCGAGAUCUUCAGUGGGCUGGCUUAGAAUGGGAUGAAGGUCCAGUAAUCAAUGGUCCGUAUGGACCCUAUCGACAAUCAGAGCGUCUCUCUUCAUACCACGCGCAUAUCCAGGGCCUGCUCCAAGCGAGUAAAGCAUAUCGCUGUUUCUGUUCCGCGGAACGUCUCGACGAUCUGAAUCGACGUAGACAUGACAAGGGCCUGAACUUAGGGUACGACCGCAAAUGUGCCGACAUGCCAGUUGACGAGGCGGAACAGCGUGCCCAUUCAGGGGAGGCUCACGUGGUCCGCUUUCGUGCCCCUGAGACCUGGCCUCGCUACCGUGAUCUGGUCUACGGGCAUACAGGGCAUGGGGAGAAAGCGAAUAAAAAGCUGUAUGUGGAUGCACCAGUGUGGGAGGAUGCUAUUCUGAUCAAGUCGGAUGGCUUUCCGACCUACCACUGGGCCAAUGUCUGUGACGAUCAUGAUAUGAGAAUCACACACGUUGUUCGAGGGUCAGAGUGGAUGGCGUCUACACCCCUACACAUCGCCAUGUACGCAGCAAAAGAGUGGACGCCACCACUGUAUGCUCACGUGCCUCUGCUGGUGGAUCAGAAUAAGCAGAAGCUCAGCAAACGCAACUUCGACACCGACAUAGCGUCUUUCCGCGACAAAGGAAUCUUCCCAGAAGCAUUGGUGAACUUUGCCGCCUUGCUUGGCUGGUCACACCAGCAGAAAAGCGACAUAAUGAGUCUGCGUGAACUAGAGCAGUCGUUUGAUCUGAAGAUUACCAAGGGCAACACUGUCGUAUCGUUCGAAAAGCUGCGAUUCUUACAGGAGCAACACGGCCGGCGGCGCAUCUCUGCUGGGGGCGAUUACUUGGAACAAUUGAUUCGAGAUGUCGCGGUGUCCCUGCUGAACAAGGAGGGCGCUGCCAAAAUCGCUGCCUUGGUUGGCAAGAGAAAUCUUCGGGACGUGGUUGCCAGUAUGCUCCACGCGGAGUCAUUGGCCUUUUCUUCUCCUUUGGACUUUGCCGAAAAGUGUUCCAUCUUCGUCACGCCGCCACGGCGGCCAAAACUCGAUAUUGAAGAUUCGCAGCUAGUGAAGGAGCUCCAUAUUGCCGCCUCAACGCUACUGUUUGUCCCUGAAAGCCAGUGGACACAGGCUACCCAUUCUGAGAACUUGAAGGACAUGGAUUUCCAUGGCCCCGAUGCAGACCCCAAAAGCAAGAAGAAAUGGAAGGGGCAAUUGUAUCACUACCUGCGCUGGGCGCUGCUGGGAGGUGUUCCCGGCCCCAACAUUCCUCAGACCAUGGAAAUACUCGGUCGGCCUAUCUGUGUCGACCGCAUUCAACGGGCAAUAUCGGAAUCAUCUCAGGAGUCCAAGCAACGAGAGAACAUGUCCACUCGACCACAGAUUCUCAAAACUGCAACGGACGCCUCUACCUGGUCAGCCAUCAAAUCAGAGGCCACUGCCAAAUCUUAA